This is a messenger RNA of Lathyrus sativus (Indian pea), 894 nucleotides long. The record is from the annotation of a GenBank genome assembly. NCBI's taxonomy places the organism in Eukaryota, Viridiplantae, Streptophyta, Magnoliopsida, Fabales, Fabaceae.
AUGGAGGACGGUAUAACAAACAGUAUUUGGAGAAAUAAUGACAUGGAUUGGUCAGCCCUUAAUUCUUCUGGCAGAUCUGGAGGUAUUAUUACAAUGUGGAAUAGGUCAAAAAUUUCAGCUUUAUCUAGUUUCUGUGGUGUUGGGUUCUUGGGCAUUCAAUUCCUGUGGAAGAACCAAAACCUGGUUGUGGUUAAUGUUUACGCACCUCGCAGUUCAGCUGACAUAAGGAAUUUGUGGAGGGAUCUUGCUAAAAUUAAAAGUAAAAUAUCAGGUGCUGGAUGGAUUGUGGGGGGAGAUUUCAAUGAAGUCAAGAUUGUGGAGGAAAGAAAAGGUAUAAGCGCUAAUAGUAUUAGGGAUAUGAAGGUUUUCAGCGAGUUUAUUGUUGAGCUGAAGUUAACGGAUCUUCCGGUGUUUGGAAAUAAGUUUACUUGGUUCAACUCCAAUGGCAAGUGCAGAAGUAGAAUGGACAGAUUUUUGGUGGACGGUCUUGCGAUUUCCAUGCUCUCUUUGAUUAAUCAAUUGGUGGGCGAUAGAGACGUUUCAGACCAUAGGCAUGUGUGGUUGAAAUCUAACUUUGUGAAUUGGGGGCCUGUGUGGUUGAAAUCAGCGGUUGCCGGUAAUAUGUUAUCCCAAUUCAAGAUUGAUGGUCAACCAACAGUGAGUAUCCUCCAAUUCGCUGAUGAUACUCUGCUCAUUGGGGACGGUUCGGUGUCUAAUGUUUGGGAAUUCAAGGCUAUUCUUUGGGCUUUCGAAUUAACUUCAGGUCUCAAAACUAAUUACUCCAAAAGCUGUUUGUAUGGGAUUCAUGUAGAACAUGAAUUCUUGUGGCUGCUGAAGACUUUCUCCACUGUAAAUCGGGAAAGAUGCCUUUUAGUUUCCUUGGUAUCACUGUAG